UCCUCGUGGUUUACUGGACACGCUUCAGUACCGACACAGAGAUGGGAGAACCUCACUGAUAGGAGAACCUCACUGUGCUCUGGAGAGAAAGGCCUCAAAGUGAUGACUGUUACAGAAUUACCUGCAUAAAGAAAUGAGGGGAAAAGGCGAAAUUCUCCUCAGUGACAGGAUGAAAGCAGAGCAGGAGGAGGAACUUUCUCGCUUCAAAGAAAACGAGCAACGACUCAAACUACUGUAUGCUGCUUUUAACCCUGAAGUCCGACUGAAAAGAUUAGAUGCCCAGCAGCUGUUGGUUAAAGAUCUCCUCCCUAACUGUACCCCCAGCCGGGACCAGGAGGACCCAAAGCUCCUCCAGAUAAAAGGGGAACAGGAAGAACUCUGGAACAGUCCAGAGGGAGAGCAGCAUAAUGCUCUGGAGGAGGCCGAUAUCACCAAGUUUCCAUUCACUGCGGUUCCUGUGAAGUGUGAAGAUGAAGAAGAGAAAUGUGAGUCUUCACUGCUUCAUCACAGCCAAACGGAGGACAACAGAGAGGCAGAGUGUCCAGCCAGCAGCUCAGCUGUGCAGAUAAAGACAGAAACUGGUGGAGAGGACUGUGGAGGAUCAGAACCAGCCAGGAAGAGAGAGUCAGACAGUCAUUCACAACCAAACACUGAUGAUGAAAAGACUUCUGAAUCUUCUGAGACUGAAAUCCAUUACGAUGACCCUUUGUGCGAUUCUGAAUCUGAAACUGAAGACAGUGAUGGUGAUUGGAUGGAGACCAGGUCACCUGAGUCUGCAGUGAAUGCUCUGAAAUAUGAGGAAACUCCUGUAAGUGAUGUGAGACCUAACACUGUGGAAAAGCCCAUAAGAUUCUUUAAGUGUAGUCAAGGACUGUCCGACAAGGGGUUUCCCCAGAGUCACAGGAAAUGUCAUUUUGGAGAAAAGUUAUCCAGCAGCUUGGACAGUGAAAAAUGUUUGAGAGUACAGCAAACAGCAGACACACAGACCAGAGUCCACACAGGAGAGAAACCAUUUGGCUGUGAUGUUUGUGGGAAAAUAUUUAAAUGGCACAAAACACUGAAGAAACACAUGACACUUCACACAGGAGAGAAACCAUUUGGUUGUGAUGAUUGUGGGAAAAGAUUUACAUGGCAGAGCCAACUGAAGUCACACAUGAUAGUUCACACAAGAGAAAAACCAUUUGGCUGUGAUGAUUGUGGGGAAAGAUAUACACGGCAGGAACAUCUAAAGAGACACAUGAGAGUUCACACAGGAGAGAGACCAUUUGGUUGCGAUGAUUGUGGAAGAAGAUUUACAAGGCAGGAACAUCUGAAGUCACACAUGAUAGUUCACACAGGCGAGAAACCAUUUGGCUGUGAUGAUUGUGGGAAAAGAUUUACACUGCAACAAGAACUGAAGUCACAUAUGAAAGUUCACACAGGAGAGAAACCAUUUGGUUGUGAUGAUUGUGGGAAAAGAUUUACACGACAGGGAAAUCUGAACAUACACAUGCAAGUACACACAGGAGAGAAACCAUUUGGUUGUGAUGAUUGUGGGAAAAGAUUUUCACGGCAGGGGGUUCUGAAGAUACACAUGAGAGCUCACACAGGAGAGAAACCAUUUGUUUGUGAUGAUUGUGGGAAAAGAUUUGCACAACAGCGAAAUCUGACCAUACACAUGAAAGUACACACAGGGGAGAAACCAUUUGGUUGUGAUGAUUGUGGGAAAAGAUUUAAACAGAAGACCAAUCUGAAGAGACACAUCAUAGUUCACACUGGAGAGAAACUAUUUGGUUGUGAUGAUUGUGGGAAAAGAUUUACACAGCAGCAAAAUCUGAAGGGACACAUCAGAGUUCACACAGGAGAGAAACCAUUUGGUUGUGAUAUUUGUGGGGAAAGAUUUACACGGCAGGACCAUGUAAAGAGACACACGAGAGUUCACACAAGAGAGAAACCAUUUGGUUGUGAUGUUUGUGAGGAAAGAUUUACACGGAAGGAACAUCUAAAAAAACACAUGAGAGUUCACACAGAAGAGAAACCAUUUGGUUGUGAAGAUUAUGGGGAAAGAUUUACAGAGCAGAAGCAUCUGAAGAGACACAUGAGAGUUCACACAGGAGAGAAACCAUUUGGUUGUGAUGAGUGUAGGAAAAGAUUUACAGAGCAGAAGCAUUUGAAGAGACACAUGAGAGUUCACUCAGGAGAGAAACAAUUUGGUUGUGAUGUUUGUGGGGAAAGAUUUACACAGCAUGAAAAUCUAAAGAGACACGUGAGAGUUCACACAGGAGAGAAACCAUUUGGUUGUGAUGAUUGUGGGGAAAGAUUUACACGGCAGGAACAUCUAAAGAGACACGUGAGAGUUCACACUGGAGAGAAACAAUUUGCUUGUGAUGAUUGUGGGGAAAGAUUUACACGACAGGAUCAUCUAAAGAGACACAUAAGAGUUCACACAGGAGGGAAACCAUUUGGUUGUGAUGAUUAUGGGAAAAGAUAUAAAUCGAAAACAGAUUUUUAAUUGACACCAGAAAAUCCACAACGAAUAGAAUUAUUUCUAUUCAGUUUUUUGUUGAAGGCUUAUUAAGUAAAUCUGCUUUUAUUCUUUUUGUCGUUUCAUGUCUUUUCUUUUUUUACUUUCUCUUGUGUUUUAUUUUUAAAUAUGCAAAAUGUUUCAAAUGAACGUGUCAAAGUUGUUUGUAAAUGAGAGGGAAUGAAGCAGUGUUUUUAACUCUCUGUUUUUAAUUUAGUCUUUGUUUGGUACCUAAACACUUAAAUGUAGAGUCCCAUACUUUUUUCUGGAGUUUUCUUGAUAUAGGCUGUGUGUGACUGUAAAUUCCCUAACUGAUGAUUAUCAGUAGAAAAAUGCAUUAUUUACUUACCACUUUUAAUUAAUUUCUACCGUAACCUAGAUAGUGUUUUGACUUUCUUUUCUACAAACAAACAUACGGUUUAACAUAUAUUAAAUGUAAUAAAUAUAUCUCGAGGCUAACACAUUUUAAUCACUGUUACUUUUACCACUUUUAGAUGAUAGCACUGAUAGCCACAGAAGGGCUUUAUAAAUUGGAGGAGGUGUCUCCACCAGAGUCCCUCUUGAUGAUAAAGAGGUCCAAGAGAGUGGACAAAAGGUGUCAGGAAAUUAUGCAAAGCUAACAUUAUUGGAUGGUAGAGAUUGCUUGUUUGUUUGUCUGUUCAUUCUGAUUGAUCUAGGUUACUUUUAAUUUAACAUGAGUUUUGUUUGGGUCUUAAAGAUAUUUUUCCUGAUUGUUGUUAUUUACUAAAUUAGCACUGUUUAGCUGAACUUUCACCUCCAAUCAUCAAAUGUGUUUUAAUCAUAGGGUAGGAGCCAAAAUGUAUAUUUUGCUAGUGUUGUUUAUUUUGUUAGGCUGCACACUUCUCUUCACUUCACCUUACUUACCUGCUCAGUUUUAUGGUUGGAGGG
Centropristis striata (black sea bass) is the source of this 3412-nucleotide messenger RNA. RefSeq names its product oocyte zinc finger protein XlCOF6-like. The record is from RefSeq and is a predicted model, not a curated record. Gene Ontology annotation, cellular component: nucleus. Gene Ontology annotation, molecular function: RNA polymerase II cis-regulatory region sequence-specific DNA binding; DNA-binding transcription factor activity, RNA polymerase II-specific. The transcript has 2 exons. Lineage: Eukaryota; Metazoa; Chordata; Actinopteri; Perciformes; Serranidae. Gene Ontology annotation, biological process: regulation of transcription by RNA polymerase II. The coding region runs from base 134 to 2491 and encodes 785 amino acids.